Nematocida homosporus is the source of this 1191-nucleotide messenger RNA. RefSeq lists its product as uncharacterized. The transcript has a single exon. NCBI's taxonomy places the organism in Eukaryota, Fungi, Microsporidia. The record is from RefSeq and is a predicted model, not a curated record. Bases 1 to 1191 code for a protein of 396 amino acids.
AUGUUACGUGGUAAAAACAUCCUUCAAAAGCUAGCUUGCAGUGUUCUGCUCGCCCAAUCAAUAGCAACCGCCGCCAAAACCAGCCGCAGUCUUAAAGAGGCCGAGCUAGCCGAAAAAGCCGGAUUUAUUGUCUUUGCCGCCCCAGUUGUCUGGGAUAGUUUAACCUUCCUCACCUACACCCAGAACAAAACACCACACACCAUGGUUCGCCAAGUCAAGCCAAUCAUCGCCGAAAACAUCAAAACACUCAAAGCUAUUAUUAAUGAGUCCGAUACCUUCUCCACCAAACUCGACGAUCUUCUAUACAAGCUUUCCAAAGAAUACGAUAAGGCCACCCCUGAAAAGAACAAGAUCUUCCUUGAAGAUUCAUCCGACCAAGCCAUCCAUAGCCAAGCCAAAGAAAUCAAAACUUUCCAAGCCCAUCUCAAGCAAGAAUUCACCAACAGCUCAUACCUUCUUCUCCAGGAGUACAUCAAGAAACUACUGAACGUCACCAGUAAGGAGCAAGAAUUAAUCUGGAGCAAGUACGAAAAUGUUCUGGCCCAAGUCGCCGAUGCCAUGCAACAUGCCGAAUCCGUACCUAAUGCACUUGAGUCCGCCAAGAAAGAGUUCUUUAUUCAGAUUCAGAAGAUUCUAUUACGCACCGAUGUGAACAUCAAAGAUUUCUACCUAGAAAGAGCCCGAUUUAAUCUCGGCGGAGCUAUGUACACUCCAGGCCUGCUCGCCCAAAUCACCGCCCAACUUACUGAUCAAGACAAAGACUCCUUCGCCCACAAACUCACUAAUUCUCUCCUCGCCCCGAUUUUUGCCCUCAAAACCAAACUCACCUCACUUUCCAACGAAGAAAUCAAAAGCGAAAUCAUCAAGUUCAUCCAAGCCGCCGCCGGCACUCUCCAAGUCUACCCUCUUAAAGAAUCCAUUGAUACUGCCUACAACUUGCGCUCAGAAUCAAUCUGUCGCUACACUAAAACCUCGCCGCAUAAGAAAGAGAUCAGCCAAAGAAUAGAUGAUAUCCAAACAAAAAACAUCCAAAGAAUGCUUCUAGUCCUCCAAACCGCAUCAUCAUCACUAUUCAAGAACUUUAUUAUGCUGGACUCUAAAACCGCCGCCACCUAUACCCAACUUAUCGCCAGCGGCGGCAACGAUGAAAAGAAGAAGAAAGAGAUCAGUACUCAAUUUAUUCUUUUAUAA